Molecule: messenger RNA, 972 nt
Organism: Fimicolochytrium jonesii
Lineage: Eukaryota; Fungi; Chytridiomycota; Chytridiomycetes; Spizellomycetales; Powellomycetaceae
Exons: 2
Coding region: 314-883 (189 amino acids)
Source: RefSeq, a predicted model, not a curated record
UCGUCGACGGUCGACUGCCUGGAUUUGCGCCUCCGGAGACGCGGGAAGACCGAGAAAGGGCGUUGAUCGCCCUGUUCCGUCGUAAAUAUCUGCUGAACCGUCAGCCGGGCGGGUUCUACAGCAGCUAUCAGCCUAGCGGGUCGGGUCAUAGUCUUUUGACGAACCUCAACACUAGUCGUUUUACGAACCUCAACAUCCAACCAGCAGCAUCACCCAACAAAUCCAUCAAGCACAAAGCUUCAACUUAUGAACGGGUCUGAGGAGACAAAGCGGGCAAAGGCUCCGCCGACGCACAGGCAGCUACUGGCAUCAAAUGCGCGGCACUGAACUGGAACCCACCUUCCCGAAACGUCUUCUGACCCCUACGCUGCAGAUCCCCGAGUUCGACAUCCACACCGAUAUGCCCGUCGAGUUGCUGCACUCAUUUCUGCUUGGACCAGUGAAGUAUCUACUCCGGCAUACGAUGGCGGCCCUUGGAGAUGAGAAGAAAGCGACUCUGCACGCGAGGUUGAGGUCCAUUGACGUCAAGAACUGCUUCUUCAGACCCCUCGUCAUAUCGCAGAUCAUGAUCUACACUGGGUCGCUAUCUGGAAAGGAUUUCAAGACGUUCCUUCAGUUGGCUCCAUUUGCGUUACAGGGCAUUGGCAGUCAAGCCGAACUCAACUUCAGGAUCGCAAUCUCCACAUCGGGCUCGCUCGCGUUCCGACGAAAGUACACCAACGACGGCGAGGCUCUCCGCCAGCUCCAGGCCGCCAUCGACUACGUCCUCGCGAUGGCAAUCCCGCUUGCGCACCCGCUACAAGCAAAGUUAAGCUCCUUGAGGAAGAAGACAAAAGAUAGGACAAAGCAAAACACCCAGCUCCAAGCUCAAAACACCCCAUAGUCGACGUCCGAAUUAAGGAGGAGUUCGUGCGCCCAAUGGUCCACUGCUUCUGCCCGGCCGAUACCCCUGUCCGAGCUAUACGUAACGAG